ACAAAUACCACGAUGCGCUCAGCCAACAAUUCAUUACGCUCUCUGAAGAGUAACUGGACAAGAAGAAAAACAUAGGGAAAAAACCAACAGAAUUUGUUGGCAUGUUCUACACACAGACCAUGGCUUUUCAGAAGCCAAGCUGAAUAAAAACAGUUUUAAAAGAGGCAACCAUUUGUAGAGGAGUCCUUGAAGGAUUCUUCAUUGUUUUCUUGGACAAAAAGAGACCAGUGGAUCCAAGUGCUUCAAAUACUUCUCUCUUAUUUUCUUAACUCUAUUGCUCUACAAUAUUUACUUUACCCUGUUAAUGAACAGGACAAAAUGGUUAAAAAAGAGAUAAGUGUGUGUCAACAAAUUCAGGCUCUUCUGUACAAGAAUUUUCUUAAAAAAUGGAGAAUAAAAAGAGAGAGUUUAUUGGAAUGGACAAUAACAUUGUUUAUAGGGCUAUAUUUGUGCAUCUUUUCGGAACACUUCAGAGCUACCUGUUUUCCUGAACAGCCUCCUAAAGUCCUGGGAAGUGUGGAUCAGUUUAAUGACUCUGACCUGGUAGUGGCAUAUACACCAGUCAGUAACAUAACACAAAGGAUAAUGAAUAAGAUGGCCUUGGCUUCCUUUAUGAAAGGAAGAACAGUCCUUGGGACACCAGAUGAGACCAUGGAUAUAGCACUUCCAAAAAAGUACCAUGACAUGGUGGGAGUUAUAUUUAGUGAUACUUUAUCAUGUCGGCUGACGUUUAAUUGGGGAUAUAGAAUCCCAGUUAUAAAGGAGCACUCUGAAUACACAGAGCACUGUUGGGCCAUAUAUGGUGAAAUUUUUUGUUACUUGGCAAAGUACUGGCUCAAAGGGUUUGUAGCUUUUCAAGCUGCAAUUAAUGCUGCAAUUAUAGAAGUCACAACAAAUCAUUCUGUAAUGGAGGAGUUGACAUCAGUUAUUGGAAUAAAUAUGAAGAUACCACCUUUCAUUUCUAAGGGAGAAAUUAUGAAUGAAUGGUUUCUUUUUACUUGCUUAGUUUCUUUCUCUUCUUUUAUAUACUUUGCAUCAUUAAAUAUUGCAAGGGAAAGAGGAAAAUUUAAGAAACUGAUGACAGUAAUGGGUCUCCGAGAGUUGGCAUUCUGGCUCUCCUGGGGAUUGACAUAUGUUUGCUUCAUCUUCGUUAUGUCCAUUUUUAUGGCUCUGGUCAUAACAUCAAUCCCAAUUAUAUUUCAUACUGGCUUCAUGGUGAUAUUCACACUCUUUAGCUUAUAUGGCCUUUCUUUGAUAGCAUUGGCUUUCCUCAUGAGUGUGUUAAUAAGGAAACCUAUGCUCGCUGGUUUGGCUGGAUUUCUCUUCACUGUAUUUUGGGGAUGUCUGGGAUUCACUGUGUUAUAUAGACAACUUCCUUCAUCUUUGGCAUGGGUAUUAAGUCUUCUUAGCCCUUUUGCCUUCACUACUGGAGUGGUCCAGAUUACACGCCUGGAUAAUUACUUAAAUGGUGUUAUUUUUCCUGAUCCCUCUGGGGAGUCAUACAAAAUGAUAGCCACUUUCUUCAUUUUGGCAUUUGAUACUCUUUUCUAUUUGAUAUUCACAUUAUAUUUUGAGCGAGUUUUACCUGAUAAAGAUGGCCAUGGGGAUUCUCCAUUAUUUUUCCUUAAGUCUUCGUUUUGGUCCAAACAUCAAAAUACUCAUCAUGAAAUCUUUGAGAAUGAAAUAAAUCCUGAGCAUUCCUCUGAUGAUUCUUCUGAACCGGUGUCUCCAGAAUUCCAUGGAAAAGAAGCCAUAAGAAUCAGAAAUGUUAAAAAAGAAUAUAAUGGAAAGACUGGAAAAGUAGAAGCAUUGCAAGGCAUAUUUUUUGACAUAUAUGAAGGACAGAUCACUGCAAUACUUGGGCAUAAUGGAGCUGGUAAAUCAACACUGCUAAACAUUCUUAGUGGAUUGUCUGUUUCUACAGAAGGAUCAGCCACUAUUUAUAAUACCCAACUCUCUGAAAUAACUGACAUGGAAGAAAUUAGAAAGAAUAUUGGAUUUUGUCCACAGUUCAAUUUUCAAUUUGACUUCCUCACUGUGAGAGAAAACCUCAGGGUAUUUGCUAAAAUAAAAGGGAUUCAGCCAAAGGAAGUGGAACAAGAGGUAAAAAGAAUUAUAAUGGAAUUAGACAUGCAAAGCAUUCAAGACAUUAUUGCUAAAAAAUUAAGUGGUGGGCAGAAGAGAAAACUAACAUUAGGGAUUGCCAUCUUAGGAGAUCCUCAGGUUUUGCUGCUAGAUGAACCAACUGCUGGAUUGGAUCCCUUUUCAAGACACCAAGUGUGGAGCCUCCUGAAGGAGCAUAAAGUAGACCGAGUUAUCCUCUUCAGUACCCAAUUCAUGGAUGAGGCUGACAUCUUGGCUGAUAGGAAAGUAUUUCUGUCUAAUGGGAAGUUGAAAUGUGCAGGAUCAUCUUUGUUUCUGAAGCGAAAGUGGGGUAUUGGAUAUCAUUUAAGUUUACACAGGAAUGAAAUGUGUGACACAGAGAAAAUCACGUCCCUUAUUAAGCAGCACAUUCCUGAUGCCAAGUUAACAACAGAAAGUGAAGAAAAACUUGUAUAUAUUUUGCCUUUGGAAAAAAUGAACAAAUUUCCAGAUCUUUACAGUGACCUUGAUAAGUGUUCUGACCAGGGCAUAAGGAAUUAUGCUAUUUCAAUGACAGCUCUGAAUGAAGUAUUCUUGAACCUAGAAGGAAAAUCAGCAAUUGAUGAACCAGAUUUUGACAUUGGGAAACAAGAGAAAAUAUAUGUGACAAGAAACACUGGAGAUGAGUCUGAAAUGGAACAGGUUCUUUGUUCUCUUCCUGAAACAAGAAAGGCUGUCAGUAGUGCAGCUCUCUGGAGACGACAAAUCUGUGCAGUGGCAACACUUCGCUUCUUAAAGUUAAGGCGUGAAAGGAGAGCUCUUUUGUGUUUGUUACUAGUACUUGGAAUUGCUUUUAUCCCCGUCAUUCUAGAGAAGAUAAUGUAUAAAGUAACUCGUGAAACUCAUUGUUGGGAGUUUUCACCCAGUAUGUAUUUCCUUUCUCUGGAACAAAUCCCGAAGAUGCCUCUUACCAGCCUGUUAAUCAUUAAUAAUACAGGAUCAAAUAUUGAAGACCUCGUGCAUUCACUGAAGCGUCAGGAUAUAGUUUUGGAAAUAGAUGACUUUAGAAACAGAAAUGGCUCAGAUGAUCCCUCCUACAGUGGAGCCAUCAUAGUGUCUGGUGACCAGAAGGAUUACAGAUUUUCAGUUGCAUGUAAUACCAAGAAACUGAAUUGUUUUCCUGUUCUUAUGGGAAUUGUUAGCAACGCCCUUAUGAGAAUUUUUAACUCCACGGAGCUUAUUCAAACGGAGAGCACUUCAUUUGCUCGUGAUGACAUAGUGCUGGAUCUUGGUUUUAUAGAUGGGUCCGUAUUUUUGUUGUUGAUCACAAACUGCAUUUCUCCUUUUAUCGGCAUGAGCAGCAUCAGCGAUUAUAAAAAAAAUGUUCAAUCCCAGUUAUGGAUUUCAGGCCUCUGGCCUUCAGCAUACUGGUGUGGACAGGCUCUGGUGGACAUUCCAUUAUACUUCUUGAUUCUCUUUUCAAUACAUUUAAUUUACUACUUCAUAUUUCUGGGAUUCCAGCUUUCAUGGGAACUCAUGUUUGUUUUGGUGGUAUGCAUAAUUGGUUGUGCAGCUUCUCUUAUAUUCCUCACAUAUGUGCUUUCAUUUAUCUUUCGCAAGUGGAGAAAAAAUAAUGGCUUUUGGUCUUUUGGCUUUUUUAUUAUCUUAAUAUGUGUAUCCACAAUUAUGGUAUCAACUCAACAUGAAAAACCCAACUUAAUUUUGUGCAUGAUUUUCAUACCUUCCUUCACUUUGCUGGGAUAUGUCAUGUUAUUGAUCCAGCUCGACUUUAUGAGAAACUUGGACAGUCUGGACAAUAGAAUAAACGAAGUCAAUAAAACCAUUCUUUUAACAACCUUAAUACCAUACCUUCAGAGUGUUAUUUUCCUUUUUGUCAUAAGGUGUCUGGAAAUGAAGUAUGGAAAUGAAAUAAUGAAUAAAGACCCAGUUUUCAGAAUCUCUCCACGGAGUAGAGAAACUCAUCCCAAUCCAGAAGAGCCCGAAGAAGAAGAUGAAGAUGUUCAAGCUGAAAGAGUCCAAGCAGCAAAUGCACUCACUGCUCCAAACUUGGAGGAACCAGUCAUAACUGCAAGCUGUUUACACAAGGAAUAUUAUGAGACAAAGAAAAGUUGCUUUUCAACAAGAAAGAAGAAAAUAGCCAUCAGAAAUGUUUCCUUUUGUGUUAAAAAAGGUGAAGUUUUGGGAUUACUAGGACACAAUGGAGCUGGUAAAAGUACUUCCAUUAAAAUGAUAACUGGGUGCACAAAGCCAACUGCAGGAGUGGUGGUGUUACAAGGCAGCAGAGCAUCAGUAAGGCAACAGCAUGACAACAGCCUCAAGUUCUUGGGGUACUGCCCUCAGGAGAACUCACUGUGGCCCAAGCUUACAAUGAAAGAGCACUUGGAGUUGUAUGCAGCUGUGAAAGGACUGGGCAAAGAAGCUGCUGCUCUCAGUAUUUCAUGAUUGGUGGAAGCUCUCAAGCUCCAGCAACAACUUAAGGCUCCCGUGAAAACUCUGUCAGAGGGAAUAAAGAGAAAGCUGUGCUUUGUGCUGAGCAUCCUGGGGAACCCAUCAGUGGUACUUCUAGAUGAGCCGUUCACCGGGAUGGACCCCGAGGGGCAGCAGCAAAUGUGGCAGAUACUUCAGGCUACCGUUAAAAACAAGGAGAGGGGCGCCCUCUUGACCACCCAUUACAUGUCAGAGGCUGAGGCUGUGUGUGACCGUAUGGCCAUGAUGGUGUCAGAAACGCUAAGGUGCAUUGGUUCCAUUCAACAUCUGAAAAACAAGUUUGGUAAAGAUUAUUUACUAGAAAUAAAAAUGAAAGAAACUACCCAGGUGGAAGCUAUCCACGCAGAGAUUUUGAGGCUUUUCCCACAGGCUGCUCGGCAGGAAAGAUAUUCCUCUUUAAUGGUGUAUAAGUUACCUGUGGAGGAUGUCCACCCUCUAUCUUGGGCCUUUUUCAAGUUAGAGGCAGUGAAACAGACCUUCAACCUGGAGGAAUACAGCCUCUCUCAGGCUACCUUGGAGCAGGUAUUCUUAGAACUCUGUAAAGAGCAGGAGCUGGGAAAUGUUGAUGAUAAAAUUGAUACAACAGUUCAAUGGAAACUUCUCCCACAGGAAGACCCUUAAAAUGAAGAACCUCCUAACAUUCAAUUUUAGGUCCUACUACAUUGUUAGUUUCCAUAAUUCUACAAGAAUGUUUCCUUUUACUUCAGUUAACAAAAGAAAACAUUUAAUAGUUUAAACAUUCAAUAAUGAUUAAAGUUUUCAUUUUUAAAAAUUUAGGAUGAAGGAAACAAGGAAAUAUAGGGAAAAGUAGUAGACAAAAUUAACAAAAUCAGACAUGUUAUUCAUCCCCAACAUGGGUCUAUUUUGUGCUUAAAAAUAAUUUAAAAAUCAUAUAAUAUUAGGUUGGUUUUUGGUUAUUAUCAAUAAAGCUAACACUGAGAACAUUUUACAAAUAAAAAUAUGACUUUUUUAGCCUGAACUUCAAAUGUAUCAGCUAUUUUUAAACAUUAUUUACUCGGAUUCUAAUUUAAUGUGACAUUGACUAUAAGAAGAUCUGAUAAACUGAUGAAAUGGCACAGCAUAACAUUUAAUUAUAAUGAUAUAUUCUGAUUAUAAAAUAAAUACAUGUGAAUUUUAGUACAUAUUGAAGUUAUAUGGAAGAAGAUAACCAUAAUCAGUAAGAAAGUACCGCAGUUAAUAUUUUCUUUAACCAACUUACAUUCAAUGUAUUUUUUAUGGGUCCUUUUUCAAAGGUAGUAUCAGUAGGCAUAGUCAUUUUCUGUAUCUUUUCACCUCACAGUUCGUGAACACUUCCCAUGUCAUUAUAACACUUUUGUGUUAUAUAAUUGCUGCAUUAAUGUUAUAGCUGUAUUGAUGUAAUACCAGAGUUGUUAUGUUUGGGUUAUAUGCAAGUUUAUUUCUUAGAAACAAAACUUUGAUGGACUUUUCUUAUUUUUUUUUAUUAGAGUCUUAAGGUAAGUGGUUCAGAUAUCAACUGAUGGUUCUCUGUCUUCUGUAAGAUCCAUAUAACUUUAUUCUCUGACCUGUAAAAAAAGUCAUUAUUCAUCUGCUAUCAUUUGGAUAUUUGACCCUGUGAAUCUUAUGUUGAAAUUUGAUUCCCAGGGUUGGAGGUGGGGCCCAGUGGGAGGUGUUUGGGUCAUAGGGAUGUAUCCCUCAUGAAUUGCUUGGUGCUGUCUUUGCAGUUAUGAGUGAGUGCUCACUCUGUUAGUUCCCAGGGGAACUGGUAGUUAAAAAGAGUCUGGCAUCUUCUUCUCCCUCUCUCUGUCUCUCUCACCAUGUGAUCUUUGCACAUGCUGGCUCCACUUCACCUCUGCCAAGUAGAAGCAGUGUGAGGCCUCACUGGAUGCAGAUAUUGGCACCACGCUUCUUGUACAAACUGUGGUUUCGGAAUCCCAACUGAAAAAGUCAGCCUAAAAGUGUCCUGUGACACACCUGGGAAGAUAGGACGUCAGGCAAGCAACAACUUUAAUGCAAAAUGUAUCUUGUUCCAAAAGUGACAGGAGGACCACUGCCACAGAAACCACCCUAAAGUCAGAAGCGGCGGUAAGAAGAUAGGCCUGAUGGAAGCAGAGCUAACAUGCAGUUGCUGACUUUCAUAUGCUUCCAACAAGCAGAGUUUGCAGCAGAGCAAUAUGAAACAUUGAUUGGAUGAAUACAGAAGCAAAUGAAUCAGAAAAUUUAGCCGGAUUGUGUUAGAUUGGGUAAAAAAAAAAAAACAACUGUUGCAAAUAAAAUGAAUAUACAGUUAUUGCCCAUAAAUUCUCGGUGUCUCAAUCCAUUUAAUUAUUUUUGUUGCAAAAAUAUAAUAAAACAAGAUUUGCUUGAAAUAAAUCAGACACAGAAGAAAAAAUAUUGUAUGCUUACACUCAUGUGGAAUAUCUAUUAAUAAAUUAGGCACAUUCCCUGAGGCAGAAAGAAAUUAAAAAUUACUAGCGGCUCGGGGGAGGAGAGAGUGGGAGUUAUCACUUAAUGGUUACAGAAUUCCUGUUUGGGUUGAUGAAAAAUUUGAGAACUAGACAGUGGUGCUGGUUGCACAAUUUUGUGAAUGCAAUUAAUGUCACUGAAUUGUACACUUAA
This is a messenger RNA of Pongo pygmaeus (Bornean orangutan), 7188 nucleotides long. It is a transcript of the gene ABCA10, whose product is annotated as ATP binding cassette subfamily A member 10. Gene Ontology annotation, cellular component: intracellular membrane-bounded organelle; membrane. NCBI's taxonomy places the organism in Eukaryota, Metazoa, Chordata, Mammalia, Primates, Hominidae. Gene Ontology annotation, biological process: lipid transport; transmembrane transport. The record is from RefSeq and is a predicted model, not a curated record. Gene Ontology annotation, molecular function: ABC-type transporter activity; lipid carrier activity; ATP hydrolysis activity.